Messenger RNA from Harmonia axyridis, 2444 nucleotides. RefSeq lists its product as uncharacterized. The record is from RefSeq and is a predicted model, not a curated record. The coding region runs from base 1502 to 2359 and encodes 285 amino acids. Lineage: Eukaryota; Metazoa; Arthropoda; Insecta; Coleoptera; Coccinellidae. The transcript is spliced from 2 exons.
UCAAAUCGGCCCCGUUCUCCAGAAACGUCUAAUAGGCCGUCGAACUUGAAACACCCUGUAUAUGGUUGUUACAUAUAAUGGAUAUUCCUCCUGGGCGAAAUAUCCCCCUUAUUCAUUCUAUUCAUUUAUUUAUUUAUUUGAGAAAACAGGAAUACAAAUAGGAUAUAUCCACAGCAGUAUUCACAAAUUAGAACUAAAAAAUGUAUGUUACAAAAAGAAAAAAGAAGAAAAUUCCAAGUGCUUAAUUCAAACACAAAGAACUAUACAGCUACAGAAUCCGCAGAAAAUAACAUUUGAGCCAAUGUCUUAAAGAAGACAAGGAGGUAUUAAACAGAUCGAUUUCAUUAGAAUCAAAUUCAUUUGCUGAGGACAUCAUUCUACACAAUCCAAUAUUUUUACAUACAUUCGUCCUCCUGAAUGGAAUAAAAAACACGCCAUGAGAUCUAAGUCUAAAAUUCGGUACAUUGAUCUGUUUUCUCUCUAGAAGAUCUGGAACUUGUAAAUAAUUGUUGAUAAUUUCGAAUACAAAAACGACAUCCGAGAUCUUCCGUCGAUUCUCCAGAGCAAUGAGACCAAAUCUUUUACGAGCUUGUGUAUAAUCAUGGUUGAUUAUUAUGAAACUAUGAAACAAAUAUCUCAUGAACCUUUUCUGAACUUCCUCCAACCGAUUGAUAUAACAGUGAUACUGCGUAUUCCAUAUUACAGAUGCAAAGUUCAAUUUACGGUGAACAAAGGCACAAUAUAAACGCAUAAAAGUACUGUUGUUACUGAAUGCCCGUCUCUGUCGGAAAAUAUAACCCAACAUCUUAUUGCAUUUACUUAUUAUUGAUUCAAUAUUUUGAUCGAACAACAAAUUGGAGUCAAGCCUCACCCCCAGAUCCGUAGUAGAGGAGACUCGACGAAGCAAACCAUUUAGGGCAGAAUAAGAAAAUUCAAAUUUAUUUACGUUUCUAGUAAAAAUGAAAAAAAAGAAACAUUUCUGAAAAUUUAAAAAAAGGGAAUUGAUUCUUCAAUAUUCCUGAAGCCUAUCCAUGUCUCUCUGAACCAAUAUGCAAUCCUCAAGACUUUAAAUUCUCCUAAAAAGCUUGAAAUCAUAAGCAAACAAUAAAAAUUUAGAAUGAUGAAAGUAAUCCGAGAUGUCAUUGACAUAAAUCAAGAAUAGAAGUGGAUAUUUCGGAUCAAAAUCCAUUUUCCAUAACAAAUUGCCAUCUUCUCGAAAUGUAAGACGUUAACCAACGUAAAAUACUGCCACAGACGCCCACCCGGGCCAACUUAAUGAACAAAGUACCAUGACAAUCUUGUCUAACGCCUUGCCAAAAUCCGAAUAAAAAACAUAUCCCCAACCUUGGGUACGCCCCUGCUAUUUUGGCAUCUCACGCUCGGGCAUCUCGGGACAUGAUAUUCGGGCGGCCGACUGUCGAGUUCGAGCCGACAGCCGGCAAUUUAGCAGGUGCAGGCAGUCGAUGCUGGAAGUUCAUAGCAUACUGAACUCCUGUGCAAAAUGCAGAAAGACUUUUUGAUAGGUUUUAUCGAAAUAUAUAGACAGAACACCUGUCUAUGGAAAAUGAAAAGUGAAAAUUAUUCAAACAAGAUUUCAAAAAAGAAAGCAUACAAAGCACUAGUCGAUUACUCCAAAGGGAAAUUAGAUGAUCAAAACGUAGAUACAAAUUGGGUGAAGAAAAAAAUCAAAAUAAUCCGAAACUCCUUUAGAAAAGAGUAUAAGAAAGUUGAGGCUUCUAAACGCUCAGGAGAAAAUGAAAUACAUGAGCCAAAAUUGUGGUAUUACAACAGGCUUCUGUUCACAAAGGAUCAGGAAGAACUAUCAGAAGGAAUGGAUUCUCUUAUAGAUAACCAGAACAGUAUUCAGAACCAAGAAGAUUCUGAAACUGACGACGAAGAAACAAUCCUGCCAGAAUCAGCAUCAUCUUCAGUUCAGUCUGUUCAGUCUUUCAAACGUGUUGAACCAACAAGCAUAUCACAAGCUCCAAAACGCAUUAAAAUUUCCAGAAAUAAUGCUUCAGGUUUCGAUUUGGAUGAAACGAGAUUGUCUAUGAAUAUAAUUGCUAACACGAACACACAAACAAAUAAUAAUAAAUCCGACGAUCAAUACGAUGCCUUUGCAAAACAUGUUUCGGCCCAACUAAGAGAGCUUCCUCUUAGAAGUUUCAUUAUUCUUCAAGGACAAAUUCAGGAUCUUAUUAACCGUGAAAGAUUGGCCUUACUUUCUGAGCAAGAAAUGCAGCAGCAGCAGUAUGAUUGUAUACCUUCCACAUCUUAUUCUCAGUGUUCAGAUUUUUCACACCAAGUUAAAGAAGAAAUUUCAACUAAACCUGAACAUAUUUUUCAAAUACAUGAAUAACAUUGAUACAUAGACAAGUUAUAGACAAAUAUAUUUUAUAUUCAAUUAUUUUUAUAAGAAGCAAAAUAAAAUAUUUUAAAGCUGA